CCACCUCCCUUCCUACCGAGGCAGUGCUUUGACAAUCCUCCAAGAGUCAACACCCACAUUGCUACACAGCCUGUGUUUACUGUGUUACUACUCCUUAUUAUCUUUUGAAGUCAGACUAAUUUGAUGAAUAUGAAUCCUCAUUGUGCGCGCUGUGGGAAAAUUGUUUAUGCCACAGAGAAAGUCAACUGCCUGGAUAAGUAUUGGCACAAAGGAUGCUUCCACUGUGAGGUCUGCAGGAUGACUCUCAACAUGAAGAACUACAAAGGCUAUGAAAAGAAGCCCUACUGUAAUUCGCAUUAUCCAAAGCAGUCAUUCACCAUUGUUGCAGAUACUCCUGAGAACCUUCGACUGAGACAGCAAAGUGAGCUUCAGAGUCAGGUGAAGUACAAGAAAGACUUUGAGGAGAGCAAAGGACGAGGCUUCAAAUUUGUGAUGGACACUCCUGAGCUGCAGAGACUACGACGAGCCCAGGAUCAGAUCAGUAAUGUGAAAUACCACAAGGACUUUGAGGUGAUGGGCCCACAAGGAGUCACACAUGGUGUUCAUGCGCCUUACCUUGUGCGUGGCCAGCUGCGUCAAAACGUCCAAACAGAAAAUACAGGGCACAAGGGUGUGCACCAGUACAUAGUGGAGAUGGCCCGGAGGCCUGGUGUCAUCGUAGCUCCUGUGCUGCCAGGCGCUUACUACCCCAGUGGACAUGUCCAGGGGCACAGCUACAUGCACCAGACCAGCAUGCACUCCUUACGGUCCCUGCAGCUGUUGUCUCACCUUGGUGUUAUCUUGCCACAGAGUGUGUACAGAGCCCUCUACGAUUACGUGAGCCAAGACACGGAUGAGGUGUCGUUUCGGGACGGUGACAUCAUCCACAGCGUGCAGCCCAUUGAUGGGGGUUGGGUGUACGGCACGGUGCAAAGGACUGGCAGGUCUGGGAUGCUCCCUGGUAACUACAUAGAGGGUCUCCACUAAGGCUUACCAAACUAACUCGAGGCCUGGUACACAUUCAAGUUGUACAACUGUUUUGAUACAACAAUUUGUCUGCACAAAAAUAAUUAAAGGCCUCAGUUCAAUCAGAUCGAGCGUAAAAACCCUCAUUGGCCAACAUCCGCAUAGUGUAUAACUGCGGUAUGAGAUGACAAAUCGGUGAGCAGCUGCUUUUGUGUCACCAACCACUCCCUUUCUUAUUAUCCCUACCGCGUUAGAAGUUCAAAACAGUGAUUGAAAAUGUAGGCUCUAUCGAUUUAUAGAAAUAUUGACAGGGGCUAAUGCAUGUUUUCAUGUUCAUUUUGAUGGGGGGAUUUAUAGCCUAUCAGUCUAGUCAAGGUGUAGACAGUAGAACAUCACACAUUCAAGUGUUGGAAUUUGUAACAUGAUAUAAAGUUGGGUGUGGUUUCAUUGCAUCAAAUGUCAGUGUCCAGGGCCUCCCGACCGGCGCAGUGGUCUAAGGCACUGCAUCGCAGUGCUAGCUGUGCCCCUAGAGAUUCUGGGUUUGAUUCCGGGAGACCCAUGGGGCGGUGCACAAUUGGCCCAGCAUCGUCCGGAUAAGGGGAGGGUUUAGCCGGCAGGGAUGCCCUUGUCCCAUCACGCACUAGCGAAUCCUGUGGUUGGCUGGGCGCAGUGCACGCUGACACGGUCGCCAGGUGUAACGGUGUUUCCUCUGACACGUUGGUGCGGCUGGCUUCCGGCUUAAGUGGGCAUUGUAUCAAGAAGCAGUGCGGCUUGGUUGGGUUGUGUUUCGGAGGACGCAUGGCUCUCGACCUUUGCCUCUCCCGAAUCCGUACGGGAGUUGCAGCAAUGAGACAAGACUGUAACUACCAAUUUGGAUACAAUGUUAUUGGGGAGAAAACGGGGUACAAAUAACAUUUUUAAAAUGUCAGCGUCCGCGAUAAGGUAACACAAAGAGCGGGUUUGACAGCUCUAACGCCACACCACCAAAAUAACCGCUAUGCGGAUGUUGGUUUCGCUAAUGAUAGAAUCUAGCCCAACAGUAGUUGUGCAACCUGAGUGUAUACCGGGUCUUACUGAGAGCAAUAUGUAGAUAAGAUGCACCAUGACACUCGAAGCUUAACACUCAAUGCUGAGGAUUUACAUCAGAAUAGACAAGUGGUAUUAGCAAUUGAAAUAAUGUUUAUAGAAAUGUAUGAAAAAGUAAAGAUAAAAAUUCUGUACAUGUUUAAAAUGAAUGUAACUGUCAUUGUGUGAUCGUAUAUAAAAUGUUCUAUUCACAGCAGUGUGUGCACUACAAAGAACAUGUUAACAAUGAGUGUUCCAUCUUCAAAUCUAAAGUUGUAAACAUGACAAAAUUCCAGUACGUAAUGUCAAGCUACUGUAUGCAACCUGUCACUUGCACGUCUUCGAUUCAAAUGCAGGCAAUAGGUUUGCAGCUAAAUGUUUAAAAAAUGUGUUAAAUGUAUUAACAUGAAGAAGUACAUUUUCUUGUUUAAUAGUUUCCAUACCUUAAAAUAAAUGAAAGAUGACUGGCUGCAAUACACAA
Salvelinus fontinalis (brook trout) is the source of this 2491-nucleotide messenger RNA. It is a transcript of the gene nebl, whose product is annotated as nebulette. The transcript has 7 exons. Lineage: Eukaryota; Metazoa; Chordata; Actinopteri; Salmoniformes; Salmonidae. Gene Ontology annotation, cellular component: focal adhesion. Bases 124 to 966 code for a protein of 280 amino acids. Gene Ontology annotation, molecular function: actin filament binding. The record is from RefSeq and is a predicted model, not a curated record.